AUGGUCGCGUGGGACAAGGUUCUUGGUUUGGUUUCCGUUGCGGCGGGCACGGCGCUGCUAGGGAUGACGGCAUUCGAUGUCCCCUACUUCAAAAGCAUCUACUUCCUUCGCAUCGAUCUUGCUAACGCGACUGUAACGAAUGGAGUAACCCCAACGACCCCCUUCGUUGACCUCGGAGUUCUUGGUUUCUGCACAGACCUCCAAGACGGUCGCGGCCUUCAAUGCUCUGAACCCAAGAUUGGCUACAACCUCACUGAGGCUAGCAGCUUCAUAAGCGGUCCCCUCCCCCCUGUCCUGGCCUCUUCCGUCAAUACCGUCGCUUCUGGUCUCACCAAAGUGCUGGUCCUUCACAUCGUCGCAUUCGGAAUCUCCCUCGUCUCGUUUGCAUUCGCCCUCAUCGCUUUCCUCGGCGCCCCCAUCGCAGACUGCUGCUCGUCUUGCUUCUGUGGUUUUGCCGGGGCCGCCGCAUUCGCCGUCUUCAUAUUCGACAUCGCGUUUUUCCAGCUGAUCAAAAAACGCGUCCAGAUGGUCGGGAAUGCAGGCGGGGCAGUCAUGGGCAACGCGCUCUAUCUGACGCUGAUUGCAUGGCUGCUGUUGUUUAUUACCCCCAUCAUGUUCAUGCUUGGACGGUGCUGUGGGUGCUGCAUGCCCGAUAUGAGCUCCCGUCGCAAGGACAAGGAGAGGUAUUAG
Mycena indigotica is the source of this 690-nucleotide messenger RNA. RefSeq lists its product as uncharacterized. Lineage: Eukaryota; Fungi; Basidiomycota; Agaricomycetes; Agaricales; Mycenaceae. Gene Ontology annotation, cellular component: growing cell tip; plasma membrane; cell division site. The record is from RefSeq and is a predicted model, not a curated record. The transcript has 3 exons. The coding region runs from base 1 to 690 and encodes 229 amino acids.